This is a messenger RNA of Rubroshorea leprosula, 585 nucleotides long. The record is from the annotation of a GenBank genome assembly. NCBI's taxonomy places the organism in Eukaryota, Viridiplantae, Streptophyta, Magnoliopsida, Malvales, Dipterocarpaceae.
CCUUUAAAGAGAUAUUUUAGGUUACACCUGUGCAGGGAAUACUAUGCUUUACAAAAUGACUCGGCUGUCUCUCGCCACUUCGCUCAUCUCUCUCCUUCAAGCCCUCAACUUGUUUGCAGCCGCGGCCACUUACAACUCCACUAACAUCAUAGACCCAGAAUAUAAUCGCUCGCGACUAAUACCAUCGAUUGAGAAAUCCGACGUGUACUCUUUUGGUGUGGUCAUGUUUGAGGUGUUGUGUGGUAAGCCACCGGUCUUCCAGGGCCUGUCAGAGGAGAAAGUGAGCUUGGCCCAAUGGGCCCAUAAUUGUUACAAAAAAGAAAGCCUUGAUGAAAUCGUGGACCCAUAUUUGACAGGCCAGAUUACACCAAUAGCCUUGCAGAAGUUUGGUGAGGUCGCAGAGAAUUGUGCGCGCGAACAGGGAAAUGAACGGCCUACAAUGUGGGAUAUCGUGGGGGCAUCGGAGCUUACAUUGCAACUUCAAGAAUCCGUAGAGGAAAACACGAACAGCGGCGAUGCUAUUAUCACUAAUAAAUUUGUUCAAGUGAGAACACAAUAAAAUCUCAAUCAACAUCAAUCGACAUU